Messenger RNA from Emys orbicularis (European pond turtle), 567 nucleotides. RefSeq names its product dual specificity phosphatase 18 (gene DUSP18). Gene Ontology annotation, molecular function: MAP kinase tyrosine/serine/threonine phosphatase activity; protein tyrosine phosphatase activity. Gene Ontology annotation, biological process: peptidyl-tyrosine dephosphorylation. The transcript has a single exon. The record is from RefSeq and is a predicted model, not a curated record. NCBI's taxonomy places the organism in Eukaryota, Metazoa, Chordata, Testudines, Emydidae. Bases 1 to 567 code for a protein of 188 amino acids. Gene Ontology annotation, cellular component: cytoplasm.
AUGAAUACAGUUUUUGGCUCUAUUCCCAUCUUAUUCAGGCAUCCGUCCAUUUAUGGCCUGUCCAGGAUCACCAGUAGCCUGUACCUCAGCAAUGGUACGGCUGCCAAUAACAAGCUCCUGCUCUUCGCCAGCCAAAUCACUACUGUCAUCAAUGUGUCCGUGGAGGUGGUGAACACCUUCUAUCCAGACAUUCACUACAUGCACAUCCCUGUAACUGACACCCCCAUCUCUCGCCUCUACGAUUACUUCGAUCCCGUGGCAGAUAGGAUCCAUAGCGUGGACCUGCAGCAAGGCCGGACACUGCUACACUGCGCUGCAGGCAUCAGCAGGUCAGCUGCCCUGUGUCUGGCCUAUUUGAUGAAGUACCAUGCCAUGUCUCUGGUGAAUGCUCAUGCCUGGGUCAAGUCCUGCCGACCCAUCAUCAGACCUAACAAUGGGUUCUGGCAACAGCUUGUCCAGUACGAGUAUAAACUCUUCGGCACCAAUACAGUCCGAAUGGUCAACUCUCCACUGGGCUUGAUUCCGGAUCUCUAUGAAAAUGAAGUAAGAAUAAUGAUAACGUUUUGA